Molecule: messenger RNA, 3017 nt
Organism: Mytilus californianus (California mussel)
Lineage: Eukaryota; Metazoa; Mollusca; Bivalvia; Mytilida; Mytilidae
Product: toll-like receptor 4
Exons: 2
Coding region: 100-2568 (822 amino acids)
Biological process (GO): toll-like receptor signaling pathway; immune response
Cellular component (GO): membrane
Molecular function (GO): protein binding; transmembrane signaling receptor activity
Source: RefSeq, a predicted model, not a curated record
UCUUUUAAAAGUGAUUGUUCCUGUUCUUAGUUAAUAUCUGUUGAUUAUAUUGCGACGUCCGAAAAGGUCUUUUUAACCUUGUCAUAUACAAAAGAGGCGAUGGCUAAAGUUCUCCUAGCAAUCUGGACUUUUAUCCUGCAAGCAGGUUUUUCAAAGACAACGCACAUUAAAAUGAAUGAUCAGAUUAUCAACCUUAUAGAUUUUUCGAGGAAAAAUUUAACAACAAUGCCUGAUGUUCUGCACAAUUCUACAACAGAUCUAUAUCUUGGAGGAAAUUAUUUACACGUAGUUCCCGCAUGGUCUUUCCGGAAAUCAAGAAUAUUAAAAAACAUAGAUCUGUCUGAUAAUAGGAUUAGGUUUAUUGAACAGGGAGCCUUUGAUGGACUAGUUGAACUUUCCAUUCUCAACCUUAGAAGUAACUUGUUAACUUCAAAUUCUCUUUAUAAGAAUAUUUUUCAAGGUUUAAUUUCUCUUCAGGAUCUAGUUAUACAUGAUAAUUAUUUUAUCGAUAAUAAUACAUUUUUUCAAACCGUAAUAUCUCGAGUAAAAUCAUUGGUCAAGUUACACAUUGAUCUGAGUAGACCACACCAAAUAUAUAAAUGUCUUUGUAAUUUAUCAAAGCUACAGGACAUUGAAAUUUUUGAAUUGCAUGGACUGACAUAUUCAGACAAAUUAUUUCAAAACUUAAAGUGUCUUAAAAUAGAAACAUUAUGGAUUGAUUCUGUGCUUUCACUAGCACCAAACACGUUCAUGUCUUUUCCGAAUUUAAAAACGCUAGGGAUAGCGAUACACACCGCUCGUGCUACGUACGACGUAAUAAGCAACAUAUUUCAUUCUUUGAAGAUUUUCAAAGGUAGAAAUAUGACACAAAUAAGCAUUACUGGAAAUCCUCAUAGAAACGGAUUUGUAUUGGGCCAUUCUCACUUUGCAGUACUUGAAAAAAUAUGUCUACAAAAGUUGAAAUUGGUCGGUGAUAGUAUACUUGGUGUAAAGUUCAAUCCUUUUUUGAGAUACGGACGUAAGGAGAAUUGUUUAGAAGAAUUAAAUUUGUCUGAUAAUUUACUGUUCGAUAGCAAAGAUAGCUAUGUAUUUGCUUUUUGUGCGUUUAAGCAUUUAAAAAUAAUCAGAAUUCCACAUAUGGUUGUUAAAGACAAUAGAGUAAAACGAUCCACCAAAAAUGACGUAUCUUUCUCGUUUUGCCUUCCAAAAACAUUAGAACAAUAUGACCUCCAUUGUCACGUAAAAUCAUAUAAUAGGAGGAGAAUUUCAAAUAUAACUAUUAUCAACGGUUCAAAUUUAAAAGUUUUGAAUAUGGCUAAUGUUACAUUCCGGGAUUGUAAUGGUACGGUUAAAGGCGCUACAAAUUUGGAGUAUUUUGAUAUGUCAGGAUUCAACUGCAACGUUUUGGGUGUUAAUCUUCUUUCACAUUUUCCUAAACUGAUCACUCUCAUUGCACAAGAUGCCAAUCUUGGAAUCGGUUUGAAUGCCCUUCAAAAUGCCUCAGAAUUUCUUAAGAUGAACUUAGAUCUACAACACAUUGACUUGAUGAAUAAUAACUUAAAAACUCUACCAGAUGGCCUUUUUUGUCAUCCUUUCAGACAUAAGCUUUCUAUCAUAUUGGACAGAAACAACUUACAAUCCCUUCCGAACUUUCCGUCGAAACAAAAUAAAAUCAAACUUAUCAGUCUGAAGUACAACAGAUUUUCGUGUCUAAGUGAAGACGAUAUGGCUAAACUUAACAUUAUAAAACCUUCAAGUAUAUUUCUUCGUGGAAAUCCGAUUGAAUGCUCAUGUAAUACACUACAUUUUCUUAAAUGGGUGCACCAAUCAGGUCUUAUUAGUGAUGUUGAUGAAAUAGAAUGCGUCCUCCAAACUGGGACUCUUUCAAUUUUGUCUCAAUUCUUGCGAAAUCUAAAAAAAUUUGAAAUCAGUUGCCAAACGAAAUUAUGGGUAACACUGGCAAGUUGCAUUACUUCUGUCACCAUUUUAGCUUUAAUCUUUGGAAUAAUAUACUAUCGCUACCGAUUUGCAUUUGAGUAUUUCUUUCUGAGAAUUAAGAUGAAACUUAGGCAUUACCAGCCUCUUUUGGAAGAUUUUAACCAUGACGCGUUUAUCUCAUACAGUCAUAAAGACAUAUCAUGGAUUAAAACUCUCUACGAUAAUUUACAGUCGAAAGGUUUCAGUCUCUGUUUGUAUCACAAGGACUUCAAAGGUGGAAUGCCUAUUGCCGAGUGCAUCGUUGAAGCCAUCAAUUCAAGCAGAAAGGUCGUAUUUGUUAUCACUGAGGAUUUCCUCGAGAGUAGCUGGGGAACGUAUGAAAUAGAAAUGACAAGAAUGCAUGCUUUCCGUGAGGGUCGUGAAUCAAUGAUCAUUGUUAUACUGAAGGAUGACAUAAAAAAAGACAAACUUCCCAAAGCCUUGAAAGAAAUUUGGUAUAAGGUCGUCUGUAUUGUGUGGCCAUCUGAUCCCGAAGCUCCGUAUAACUCUGAGGAAAUAUUCUACAAGAAACUAUGCACAGCAUUAUCAGAUGGUCGUAUGAGAAUAAAUGAUGAUAACACUUCAAUGUAAAAGGCAAAUAUCAAACUCUUGUAAAGUUAAGACGAAUAUACAAAUAAUAUAUAUUAUAUCAAGUCCGUUACGAAUACAUGUUUACAUAAUUGUAUGCGAUUUAUGUGAUAAACUUUUCAAAAUUAAUUUUAUAUGUAUAACAAAUUGUACUUUUUUUUAGUAUGAAACUAGGAUUAAUGAAAAAAAAUUAGUUGAUGUAAAUUUAUUUUAAAUGUAUUGAACGAUUCAAAUUUUUAAAAAAAAUGUGUAGAACCUUGUUGAUCGUCUGUGAGACAUUUGUCGAGUGAAUCAAAUUUCAAAAUGACAGAAACUCCGAAACAUUUAUUAAAGCAUGGUGCAUAUUUUACAGUAAGGUGAAUAUAUAAUAGCUAUAUUUUGUCUCAAAGCAUAAAUCUAUGUGUACGAUGCUUAUAUUCAUGUAGAAUACAAUACUUUAUCGAGAACUUUCA